Molecule: messenger RNA, 2475 nt
Organism: Paramormyrops kingsleyae
Lineage: Eukaryota; Metazoa; Chordata; Actinopteri; Osteoglossiformes; Mormyridae
Product: retinol dehydrogenase 10-A-like
Cellular component (GO): lipid droplet
Molecular function (GO): oxidoreductase activity, acting on the CH-OH group of donors, NAD or NADP as acceptor
Source: RefSeq, a predicted model, not a curated record
GUCCUUCUGGGUAUGGAAGGUUUAAAUGGAGUUUGUCAACAGAUCGCGUUAUUGGUCCGGAUUUGUUUACUAGCGAUUAUUUGCGAAAGUUUCUCUUAUUGGCAAUACUAAUUUUUAUUCAAGAAAAACUUUUCUUAACUGUAUGUUUGUGCUCUUCUGUUGCGUAAAGGUCGUGUUUUUUAUUAAUUGCCCCCGUUAUGCAAUGAUUAGUUAGAUUUAUUUUAUUCAAUCAAAAAAAAACUAAUAUAAUAAAAAUUAUUUUGAUUGUUCUUGAUCUAUAUUGUUAUUGUUUUUCCAUAUCAUGUCAGACACAGUGAGUAUCCUUUCGGAAUUUUUCCUGGUGACUUUUAAAGUACUUUGGGCUUUCGUACAGUCUGGGUUGAAAUGGUUUGUACGGCAAAAAGAAAAAAGCGUUGCGGGGCAGGUGUGUUUGGUGGCCGGGGCGGGUAGGGGUCUCGGUCGGCUGUUGGCCAAGGAAUUCGCCCGAAGACGGGCAGUGUUGGUCCUCUGGGAUAUCAACAGUGAAAGCAACGAAGAGACCGCAGAGAUGGUGCGCCGGAUCUACCGGGACACGUCCAGCCCCACAGCUGGAGAGGAUGGUCCUCUUCCUCAGGUAUACACUUACCAGUGUGAUGUGGGAAAGCGUGAGUGUGUGUACGCCUCGGCAGAGAGAGUGAAGCGUGAAGUGGGCCCCGUCGACCUGCUAGUGAACAGCGCUGCCGUCGUCUCCGGCCACCACCUACUGGAUUGCCCAGAUGAGUUGAUUGAGAGGACUUUGAUGGUCAACUGUCACGCCCACUUCUGGACCACCAAAGCCUUCCUCCCGGACAUGCUGGAGGCUAACCGCGGCCACAUCGUAACUGUGGCCAGCUCCCUGGGGCUGUUCAGCACCGCUGGUGUGGAGGAUUACUGUGCCAGCAAGUUCGGGGCCGUCGGCUUCCACGAGUCCCUCAGCCAUGAGCUGAAGGCUGCAGAAAAAGAUGGGAUCAAAAUGACAUUGGUGUGUCCCUUUCUUGUGGACGCGGGCAUGUUCAGAAGCUGCAAAAUCCGAAGAGAGAUUGCAUCCUUCCUGCCCCCCCUACAGCCAGAGUACUGUGUUCAACAAGCGAUGCAGGCCAUCCUGACUGAACAGCCCCUGAUCUGUAUGCCUCGCAGCAUGUACAUGGUGACCUUCAUGAAGGCGAUCCUGCCGUUUGAGGCCAUCGUGUGCAUGUACCGCCUCCUAGGGGCUGAGAAGUGCAUAUACCCCUUUCUGGCACGUCACAAGGAAGCAAUGAACAACAAUGAGGCCAAGAGUGGGGAUUAGGAGUGUUAUUACCCAGAAUGCAGGGCUUGGAUUAAAUGUAUACAAAGGUUUAGCCUUAGUCUAUGACAAAAUAUAUACUGCGUUAAACAUAUUCAGCUUUAAUGAGUGUUAGCAAUCAAAUCCUGAGAGUAGCAGUAUGACAAUAUGCUCGGGAAUGAGCAGAGCUGCCCUGGCUGUGCAGUGUGUAAGACUUUCAGGUAGGGGGCGCAGUGUUUGGUUCAGGCCAGAGUCCUUACUCUGUCAGUGACUUGGUGAUGACUCAGACUGUCAUCCUUGCAGUGUGUAGCUUGUGGUCCUUACUGUGAGGAAGUACAGCUUGGGGAUAAAUGUAUGAUGAUGAACUGUCCCCACUGCUGUUUCAGUCUGUGAUCUCGCGUCCCCACUGCUGUUUCAGUCUGUGAUCUCGCGUCCCCACUGCUGUUUCAGUCUGUGAUCUCACGUCCCCACUGCGGUUUCAGUCUGUGAUCUCACGUCCCCACUGCUGUUUCAGUCUGUGAUCUCAUGUGCCUUAAGGGAUGAAUUAGACUGGACAUACUACAGCAAUACAGUCAUAUCUAUGCAUCUUUGAAUCUAAACUCCAUUCACAUUUUCAGUCUAACUGUAGGAGAUAUGCCUUUUAUUAUUUUACCUUAAAUUUAAAAUCACCUGUGAAUGUUCAGUGCUUGAACUGGGCUGGUACUCACCUGUACAUGGUACCGGUACCCCUUUGUUUUUCUCUUCAGGGUACUGGGAACGUUUCAUGUGUACUGGUACCUCUCAUAAUCUACCGGUAGUGAGUAAUAAGAUGAGUACUGGCUCCUGUUUGUUCACACUUCAAGCCCUGGGAGUAUUGUUACGAAUUCCUUUGUGCCGGAGGCAAAUGUGUAUUUAUUUUGCAUGUAUGUAAAUUAAUUAUUGUCCUGAAUCAUGGAAUGUUUAUGGCCUCGGAAGCAGAGAUUAGGCUGCCAGUUGUGCUGCCUGUGAGUGGGGGCAUGGCUAAUGGAUAUGUAGGAGGAGUCCAGCCCGAAUGUUCACGUCCCAGUGUAAUAAUUAACUGCUACAUGUUUGCCGAACAGGGCGGUGCAGUGGUUAGCACUGUCGCCUCACACCACUGGGACCUGGGUUCCAGUCUCCCCUAUGGCUCGUUGCCAUGUUCUCCCCAUGUUGUCGUGGGUUUUCCAGUCCCCCCC